UGCUAGACAAACAGAUCAAAGGUGAUGAGCUCUGGACCUGCAGAGCUGGGUACACAUCAUGAGGCUACUGAUCUUCCUGGCUCUGCUGUGGAGCUUGGUGGCCACACUUUCGGGUUCCAAGUGGCCUGAGCCUGUAUUUGGGCGCCUGGUGUCCCCUGGCUUCCCAGAGAAGUAUGGCAAUCAUCAGGAUCGAUCCUGGACACUGACUGCACCUCCUGGCUACCGCCUGCGCCUCUAUUUCACCCACUUCAACCUGGAACUCUCUUACCUCUGCGAGUAUGACUUUGUCAAGUUGAGCUCAGGGACAAAGGUGAUAGCCACACUGUGUGGGCAGGAGAGUACAGACACUGAGCAGGCACCUGGCAAUGCCACCUUCUACUCACUGGGUCCCAGCCUAAAGGUCACCUUCCACUCCGACUACUCCAAUGAGAAGCCAUUCACAGGAUUUGAGGCCUUCUAUGCAGCGGAGGAUGUGGAUGAAUGCACAGUGUCCCUGGGAGACUCAGCCCCUUGUGACCAUUAUUGCCACAACUACCUGGGCGGCUACUACUGCUCCUGCCGGGCGGGCUAUGUUCUCCAUCAGAACAAGCACACCUGCUCAGCCCUUUGUUCAGGCCAGGUGUUCACUGAGAGGUCUGGGUAUCUCAGUAGCCCUGAGUACCCGCAGCCAUACCCCAAACUCUCCAGCUGCACCUACAGCAUCCGCCUGGAGGACGGCUUCGCUGUUACCCUGGACUUCGUGGAGUCCUUCGACGUGGAGAUGCACCCUGAAGCCCAGUGCCCCUAUGACUCCCUCAAGAUUCGAACACGCAAGAGGGAAUAUGGCCCCUUCUGUGGGAAGACAUUGCCCCACAGGAUUGAAACCGACAGCCAUGAGGUGACCAUCACCUUUGCCACGGAUGAGUCAGGGAGCCACACAGGCUGGAAGAUAAACUACACAGGCACAGCACCGCCCUGUCCUGAUCCAACGGCGCCACCUAAUGGCUACAUUUCACCUGUGCAAGCCACCUAUGUCAUGACGGACAGCUUUUCUGUCUUCUGCAAGACUGGCUUUGAGCUUCUGCAAGGUUCUGUCCCCCUGAAAUCAUUCACUGCUGUCUGUCAGAAAGAUGGAUCUUGGGACCAGCCGAUGCCAGAGUGCAGCAUUAUUGACUGUGGUCCUCCCGAUGACCUACUCAAUGGCCACGUGGACUACAUCACAGGCCCCGAAGUGACCACCUACAGAGCUGUGAUUCAGUACAGAUGUGAAGAGACUUUCUACACAGUGAGCAGCAAUGGUAAAUAUGUAUGUGAAGCUGAUGGAUUCUGGACGAGCUCCAAAGGAGAAAAAUCCCUCCCGGUUUGUGAGCCUGUUUGUGGGCUGUCCACACACACUAUAGGAGGACGUAUAGUUGGAGGCAAGCCUGCAAAGCCUGGCGACUUUCCUUGGCAAGUCUUGUUACUGGGUCAAACUACAGCAUCAGGUGCACUUAUACAUGACAACUGGGUCCUAACAGCUGCUCAUGCUGUCUAUGGGAACACAGAGGCAGUGUCCUCCCUGGACAUCCGGAUGGGUCUCCUCAAAAGGCUCUCGCCUCACUACACUCAAGCCUGGCCAGAGGCUGUCUUUAUACAUGAAGGUUACACUCACGGUGCUGGUUAUGACAACGACAUAGCACUGAUUAAACUCAAGAACAAAGUCACAAUCAACAGAAACAUCACACCUGUUUGCCUACCAAGGAAAGAAGCUGCAUCCUUAAUGAGAACUGGAACUGUGGCUGGCUGGGGGUUAACCAAGAAGGGGUUUCUUGCUAGACACCUAAUGUUUGUGGACAUACCAAUUGUUGACCACCAAAAAUGUACUGCUGCGUAUGAAAAGCAGCUCCUCCCAGAAGCAAGAGUAACUGCUAACAUGCUCUGUGCAGGCUUAGAAACCGGUGGCAAGGACAGCUGCAGAGGUGACAGUGGAGGGGCAUUAGUGUUUCUAGAUAGUGAAACACAACGAUGGUUUGUGGGAGGAAUAGUUUCCUGGGGUUCCAUUUAUUGUGGGGAGGCAAACCAGUAUGGGGUCUACACAAAAGUCAUAAACUAUAUUCCCUGGAUUGAGAACAUAACAAGUAAUUUCUAAUUUGCAUCCUCCAAUCAGUACAUUGUUCCUUAUUUCUACAAGUACACGGGAAGCCUAGUGGUAAACCCGAGAUGAAUUACAGCCUACCCCAAAUCAAAGCAGAUAAGAUCAUUACAGGUACAGGACACUUGACAAUGUCAGCUUUGAUUUGUGCUGUUCAAAAGAGCAGUGCUUUGCCAACCCCACACAGACUAUGUCAAGCUGUAUUUGAUUCCCUACAGUCUAAUUUCAUACUGGCUGUUCCCAUUUCUGGCCAACAAUGGGCUUGGUGAUUUUCCUAGUGUGUAGAUUUGCUCUUUAAUGGGCUCAGAAAGUGCUCUAACAGAGUGUAGCAGUACUGGUUCCAGAAUACCUGAGAAAGUCACUUCUCUUUUGGAAGGUAAACUGAAAGCAGGUGUUUUGACUUUUACAUCAGUAGACCAGCUAUUAAAAACAACCAAGUCCAUUACAGAAUACUGGGAUUAUAGGCGUGUUCUCCCACAUUCAGCAAACUGAAACAAAUUAAAACCCAUGAUACAGUAUUUUACUCUUUAAAAGGACAAAUUAGCAAUCCAUUUCAAAAACCUGACCAGGUAUUCCACUAUACCCAGCCCACUUUUCUUAGUUGCUCACGAACUACUUGGGUACAGGGAAGCCAGACAUAACUCUACAUAGUAGAGUCAUUCUCUUAUGUAACAAAAACAGCAAUUCAUCAUGAAAUAAACUGUUCUCCUGCUGAGACGCUGACUUAACCUUAAA
Grammomys surdaster is the source of this 2845-nucleotide messenger RNA. RefSeq names its product mannan binding lectin serine peptidase 2 (gene Masp2). The coding region runs from base 59 to 2107 and encodes 682 amino acids. Gene Ontology annotation, molecular function: calcium ion binding; serine-type endopeptidase activity. The record is from RefSeq and is a predicted model, not a curated record. Gene Ontology annotation, cellular component: extracellular region. The transcript has 11 exons. Lineage: Eukaryota; Metazoa; Chordata; Mammalia; Rodentia; Muridae. Gene Ontology annotation, biological process: proteolysis; complement activation, lectin pathway.